This is a messenger RNA of Salvelinus namaycush (lake trout), 2368 nucleotides long. RefSeq names its product eukaryotic translation initiation factor 4B-like. The coding region runs from base 39 to 2084 and encodes 681 amino acids. Gene Ontology annotation, molecular function: RNA binding. The record is from RefSeq and is a predicted model, not a curated record. The transcript has 15 exons. NCBI's taxonomy places the organism in Eukaryota, Metazoa, Chordata, Actinopteri, Salmoniformes, Salmonidae.
CCUUCAUCCGGGAAUCUGGUACGAACUCGCUCUCCAACAUGGCGGCGCCAGCUAAGAAGAAGGGGAAUAAGAAGGGGAAGACCCUGACCCUCACUGACUUCCUGGCAGAGGACAAUGGGAGUGGAGGCAAUGCUCCACCACCGCAACCCAGCUAUGCCAAGUCCACCAGCUGGGCUGACGAGACGGAUGACCUGGAGGGAGAUGUGUCCACCUCCUGGCACUCAGGGGAGGACAGUUAUCGGGCCCCGGCCAUAGAUCGCAACAUCCUGCCCACGGCGCCACGGUCGGCCCGCGAGCCCAACGUGGACCGGGCACGCCUCCCCCGCAGCCCCCCCUACACCGCCUUCCUGGGCAACCUGCCCUACGACGUCUCCGAGGAAUCUAUCAUGGACUUCUUCCGGGGCCUAGCGAUCAGUGCUGUGCGCUUGCCACGGGAGCCCAGUAACCCAGAGAGGCUGAAGGGCUUUGGCUACGCCGAGUUUGAUGAUGUGGACUCCCUCCUGAGGGCGCUGACUCUCAAUGAGGAGAACCUGGGAAACCGCAGGAUCCGGGUGGAUAUUGCAGAUCAGUCCAACGACAAGGAGGGGAGAGAUAAUGGCCAGAUGGGCGGACGGGACAGGAUGGGCCGUAUGGGAGACAUGGGGGGCCCCGACAAGACAGACAGUGACGACUGGAGGGCCCGGCCCACUGCUGACGCUGAUGACGGACCCCCAAAGAGAGAGGAAUCCGCUUUCGGGUCACGCGACCGCUAUGGAGACCGUGACGGUCCGAGACGGGACAAUGACCGCGGAUUUGGCGGCGACCGGGACCGCGGAUUUGGCGGCGACCGGGACCGCGGAUUUGGCGGCGACCGGGACGGCGGCAGAGACCGUGGCUUCGGCGGCAGAGACCGCUAUGACGACCGGGGAGGUGAGAGCGGAGCCUUUGGCUCCCGCAGGGACCGGGAUGAUGGCGGGCGACGUGCCUUUGGCAGUGGCUACCGCCGUGAUGAUGACGGGGGUGGUGGUGGCCGCUACGGGGAACGGGAUCGCUACGGCGGGGACAGAGAGGACCGAUAUGAGAGGCGCGAGGAGAGAGGAGGUGAGGGUGGUACCACCCAGAGACCCAAGCUGGUCCUGAAGCCACGCAGCACGCCCAAGGAGGAGGAGCAGGCCCGCAGCGGUGGUGGGGGAGCUGCCCCAGCUGCUCCAGCGACUGCCCCCAGCUCCGGCCGUGCCUCCAUCUUCGGAGCAGCCAAGCCCGUGGACACUGCAGCCAAGGAGCGGGAGGUGGAGGAGAAACUCCAGAGGCAGCUGGAAGAGGACAAGACCAGGGGCUUUGAUAGGAAACCCCGCGACAGAGACAGGGACCCAAGUUGGAGGAGUGAGGAGCCACCUUCUGAGCGACCUGCUACACGCUCCCGCACAGGAAGUGAGUCAUCACAGACGGGAAGUACAUCUGGAGGAAGAGUCUCGCGGCGCAGAGAGAGCGAGCGAUCAGUUGAGAAUGAAGUAUUCAGUGGUAAGGAAGACGACCCUCCCUCUCCCGGAGCUCGCCCUACUUCCGCCAACUCUUCCACAUCUUCCUCCAAGGAGCCCCUCAAGGUGAUGCCCGCACCACCACCCAAGGAGAAUGCCUGGGCCAAGCGCCCUGCGGUGAGCGCAGGGUCCACCCCUGUCUCCCCCAGUGACGCGGCAUGUCCCAAACUGAGCUCAAGUUCUGCAGAUGAAAGAGGAUCUGGAAGGGAAGAGAAUAAAGUGGACGGUGUGCGUCGGGACCGGGGCCCCCCACGGGGGAGAGGGGGGGCUGCGGGGCCUGGAGCAGGGCGGGGCCGAGGAGAAGGGGCCAACAGAGAUCGACGAAGGGAGGAAGACAGAAAGGAUAACAGAAGAGACCGGGACUCAAGACCAGCACCAGAGCCAAAGAAAUACGAAGAGUCCCCAACUCCCGUGAGUCCUGGUGUCACAUCAAGUGCUCUUGACCCACCCCAUAGUGGAUUUGGAUUUUCCUCAAACUCCCACACAAAAUUCAGCUCAGCCAGUAAAUACGCCGCUUUGCUAAUGGACAGCGAGCAAGGAGACGACGCGGAGGACCGCGUAGAAUAAAGCCAGAGCGGUGGAGUGAAAAGAAGAUCCAGCCAAUGAAAGAAUCUCACAUUAAAUAUGAAAGUCUCCUCACCUGGUGUAGAGGCACCUGGGAGGUCGUCACUCCUACCUACUUUCCUUACUCGUAACCCUCCCUCCCCUACCCUUUUCAGGACUUUUCAGUUUCUAAAAAGAAUAGUCAUAUACUGACUUGUUUUAAAUGGAGAAGGAAAGGAAUAGUCGACACAAGAAAAUAUGGAAAAUUGAAUUAAUUGUAAUAAAUAAAAAAGUGGGGUAAAAACAAA